This is a messenger RNA of Dovyalis caffra, 216 nucleotides long. The record is from the annotation of a GenBank genome assembly. NCBI's taxonomy places the organism in Eukaryota, Viridiplantae, Streptophyta, Magnoliopsida, Malpighiales, Salicaceae.
AUGAUCAGAAGAAUGAAGAAAAGCACGUACAAGAAUCUGAGAAACCAAGAAAGGGAUACUGAAGCGCUUAAGAAUGGUAUGAAAAACGUGGCUGAUGAAGAAAAUCGCAAACAUAAGGAGCUCCAGCCUCGGCAAUGGAGCCUCCAAUUGCAAUCAUCGGUACUCCAGUAUUUUCAUGGCCUAUUAACAUCUCAGAAAAAUGAGGACUCCUCAUAG